This is a messenger RNA of Talaromyces proteolyticus, 1059 nucleotides long. Its product is annotated as putative mitochondrial ATPase subunit ATP4. The record is from RefSeq and is a predicted model, not a curated record. Gene Ontology annotation, biological process: proton motive force-driven ATP synthesis. The transcript has 4 exons. The coding region runs from base 23 to 751 and encodes 242 amino acids. NCBI's taxonomy places the organism in Eukaryota, Fungi, Ascomycota, Eurotiomycetes, Eurotiales, Trichocomaceae. Gene Ontology annotation, molecular function: proton transmembrane transporter activity.
CAUACACGUCUCUCUCACCGCAAUGGCUUCGCGUUUGGCUAAGAGCGCCAUUGGCGCCACCCGCAUGCGACCCGCUGUCGUCGCCCGCAGCAUCCCUUCUGUCACAGCCAACCUUACGGCCGCCCGAUACAACUCCAACGUCCCGGCCGAGGAGCCCAAGAAGAAAGCCCAGUCGAUCAUCGAUGCUCUUCCUGGCAACUCGCUGGUCUCCAAGACCGCCAUUCUGUCUGCCGGCGCCGGCCUCUCCAUCGCCGCCAUCAGCAACGAGCUGUACGUGCUGAACGAAGAAACCGUCAUUGCCUUCUGUCUGCUCAGCGUCUUCACUGCGAUCGGCAAGUACGGUGGUCCCAUGUACAAGGAAUGGGCCGAGAGCCAGAGCCAGAAGUUCAAGGACAUCCUCAACACUGCUCGUGCCGACCACACCAACGCUGUCACCGCCCGCAUUGAGAACGUGCAGCAACUCGGCAGCGUUGUCGAGGUUACCAAGCAGCUGUUUGAGGUUUCCAAGGAAACCGCCAAGCUUGAGGCUCAGGCUUAUGAGCUCGAGCAGCGUACUGCCCUUGCUGCCGAGGCCAAGCAGGUUCUCGACUCCUGGGUGCGCUACGAAGGCCAAGUCAAGCAGCGUGAGCAGCGCGAGCUUGCCGAAAGCGUCAUUAGCAAGAUCCAAGAAGAGCUCAAGAACCCCAAGGUCCUCCAGCAGAUUCUUCAACAGAGUGUUGCCGAUGUUGAGCGCAUUGUGGCCAAGGCUUAGACGGGGUGCAUCCUCCAUCAUGUACAGAGCGGGAGCUACUUGUGUUGUGAUACACUGAUACACUAUACUUCUGAAUCUAAAAUAUCAAACACUUUUCUUUCUUUGUGUUCCCUAUGUUGUAUAUUAUAGAUCGAAAAUGAGGAAGUGCUGCGUUUUACUACCUACAUAAACUUAACACCAACCGCUUUACAUUCGUAUAGACGCGUUACAUAAGAUUAAUUAGGCCUAGCGUAUCCCACAAGUACACGGCACACUCGUGUAUUGCAAAGAAAAUAGCCAUUUUUGCCAUCUCUAAAUCUCAACAAAAU